Molecule: messenger RNA, 3030 nt
Organism: Pyricularia grisea
Lineage: Eukaryota; Fungi; Ascomycota; Sordariomycetes; Magnaporthales; Pyriculariaceae
Exons: 4
Coding region: 1-3030 (1009 amino acids)
Source: RefSeq, a predicted model, not a curated record
AUGACUUCACCCAUCAAGCUGGAGCCUGAUAAUGGCUAUCAUUCGCAGAACAUAACCGCUACCGCCCAGCCUGUUGAUUCUUCUACCACUCAACUUCCUGGUCAAGAAGCCUAUCCGACGGAGCGCCUGUGGGAGCUUUGUCAAGAGACUUCGGUCGACAAACUUGAGAAUGGCGUCGAACUUGGCAUCGAGUUUCUCCAGAAACUCAGGCCGGCUGUUCGUGACCUCAACUCUUCCACUGGAAAUAGUUACCUUAAGACGAUAGACGGUCUUUUAAAGGCCGACAAGCGCACUCGAACUGUCGUUGGUGUCGUGGGAAGCACUGGAGCUGGCAAGUCAUCCAUCUUGAAUGCUGUUCUGAACGAGCCGCAGCUUCUCCCUACCAGCUGCAUGCGAGCCUGCACGGCUGCAGUUACCGAGUUGAGCUUCAACCAUUCAAAUGACCCCGCAGAGAAAUAUCGCGCGGAAGUCGAGUUUUUAUCCCCUCAGGAUUGGGCCACUGAGCUUCAGCUUCUUUGGGAUUAUCUGAUUGAUUCUGGUGGCAAGAUUCGCCCAGAAGCCAGGACCAAAGAUGAGGACUCGAAAAUUGCAUUGGACAAGCUCAAAGCUGUUUACCCAACUUUUGGAGAAUCUGCCUCAUCAGUUUACAGUCGUAAAGAGCUGGCUGAACACCCGAGUGUGCUAGAAGUCCUCGGAACUACCAAAAAGUUUCAGGCAAAAAAGGCAGCAGGCCUUGUUACUCAGCUUCAACCUUAUAUCGACUCUAAAGAGCGCGGUGAACAUGUCGAUGUAAUGGAAGUAUGGCCGCUCGUCAAAGUAGUUCGGAUAUACACCAAAGCAGAUGCCCUGGCGCACGGGGUCGUCCUCGUGGAUCUACCAGGCGUCCAUGAUAGCAAUGCAGCACGAGCGGCCGUCGCUGACAAGUAUAUUGAGGAGUGUAGCGGACAGUGGAUUCUCGCGCCAAUCUUGCGUGCAGUAGACGACAAGUCAGCCAAGACUCUACUGGGAAAGGCCUUUAAGCACCAACUCCAGUUCGACGGAAUGUUUGGCAAAAUAACAUUCAUCUGUUCCAAGACGGACAGUAUCGUCGUCUCCGAGUCGGUCAAGAGCCUCAAAUUGGAGAAACAGGCACAAGAGAAGUGGGAUCGGAUCAAGCAAAUCAACGAGGAGCGCAUUUGUGCCCAGAAUGAGCAGGAACAACUCGACUCAAAAAUGAAGUCUCUCGAAUUGGACAUAAAUAAAAUGAAUCGGGAGCUUUGGACUUGGAGCCGGCUGUCUAAAGGCUUCAGUGCGGGUUUGAAAGUAUACCCGCCGCCCCCAGAAGUGGUGUCCAUGAAACGCAAACACCAGACUCGCCAGACACGCAAUAGCAGGGAUCUUUCAUCAUCCGAGGACAGCGAAGACACUCUCUUGAGUGAAAACGAGCUUACAGAGAAUGACGUGACUGACAACAAUCCAUCCACAACAUCACCCCUGACACGUAUGGAUAUCGACAAAAAGAUUGCUUCACUCAUGGAGGCUUUGAAGCAGCUGGAGUCGCAGCACCUUGAGGCUCAGGAUGAGGCCUACAAGUCCUUCAAAAUAUUGAAGCUGAAGUUGAAGGCUUUCGAAAAAGAGGUGGCUGAGCAGAGGAAUGAACUUGCGAUGAUGUGUAUCAAAGGACGAAACGAUUACUCUCGCAAGGCAAUACGGCAGGACUUCGCCAUGGGAAUCAGGGAACUUGACGAGGCGGCGCUUAUUGACGAAGAUGAGAGCUUGUUCAAUCCUGAUGUGGACUUUCGUGACUACGGAAGAGUCGCUGAUUCUCUCCCCGUCUUCUGUGUUAGUAGUCACGCUUAUCAGCACUUGUGUGGCCGCAACGAGCAAGACAAUUUCAAUGCUGAAGGCUUUCGCUGUGUGGAGGACACGGAGAUUCCCCAACUUGCAAAACAUGUCCAAGGGAUGACCGAGACCUCCAGAGUCAGCCAUUGCAGACGGUUCCUGAACGACCUGCUCCAGCUAGUUGAGUCGAUGUCGAUAUGGACAAGGCCCCGUGAAGACCAGGCGCAAGCGAAUGAUGAAGAGCAAAAUUCAUUUCAUGAUAAUUUGCGUCGAGAGCUUGAGGCUGUCAAGAUAGCUUUGGAAACUGCAACCGAUGUCUGUGUGACAACAAUUCAAGAUCACUUCUCCAACUUGAUCAUCUCGACUCUUGAUUCGAAGAUUCCGGCAGCCAGAUCCGCUGCCGUAGAUGUUUGCCGAGGCUGGAGUGCACCUGAACGUGAGGGCGGUAUGCACUGGAUAAGUUACAGGGCUACGAUCAGGCGUAAUGGCUGUUACAAUGGCGCUACUGGCUCAAAGGACUUCAAUAGCGAACUCCUUGAGCCUAUCAUUGCGUCUCUUGCGUCGGCCUGGGAAGAAACGUUUUUGCGACGGAUCCCCGUCGCAAUCGACACUUUGACUACUUCUAUCCAAACAGCUUUGCGCGUCUUAUACACCCACUUUACCAAUGCGAACACAUUCCCGGGUUCCGCUCAAGAUCUUGCCGCCCUCGGCCGGCAAACGGAUAGAUACUUGGCAACAGCAGCUGGGAUUCUGAAUGAUGUACAGCAACAUAUCACCAACGCCCAGCGCCAGGCUAAUCGUCAGCUCGAACCCAUCAUCGUUCUUAGCAUGACACCUGGGUACCGCCAGGCUUUAGAAGAAAAAGGAUCUGGCUCAUACAAGCGUAUGAAAGACAUCAUGGCUGCUCAUGUCGAAGUAGUUCGGCAUACCAUGUUCGAGAAAGCCAAGCAAACUGUGCAAGAUUGUCUGGCAGCCAUGAUUGACAAAGCCCAAGAGGUCCUAAAGCGUCUGGAAUCAGAGAUCAAUGGUAUUAUACUGCAAGACUACACAAGGGUGUUACCGGGGAACAGUCCCGAGUACCAAAAGAACAAAGCCAAUCAACUGGGCAAAAUCGCAGAGAUCCUCGCCACUGUGGACAAACAGUUCACACCUGCUUCUGAAGCUGCCCCAGCUACAGGAACGGCCAGAGAGGUGAUCUCUUUACUUUGA